AUGGCAGGAGAUUCCUCCCAUACUUCGCCACCAUCCAGUGGUACUUCGGGUUUCUUCCAACAGACCCCCAGACUGACUAACUCGUUCUAUGAAGAUGAAAGUUAUAAACGAGUGUUUUCAUUCUAUCUCCCUCCGUCCUUGCAAAAUACCUUAGCGCCUGACCUCUCUGGAUUUGGAACUCGCGUCAUAGAUCGCCGUGUUUUCGCUCAUGUUGCCGAUGCAGAGCGCAAUACCCCGUACUUGAAAACAUGGGACAGCUUUGGACAUCGUGUCGAUACGUUGGUCACUUCUGAAGGAUGGCGUUCGCUUUCUGCCAUGGGAAUAGCCGAGGGCAUCGUGGCCAUACCGUAUGAGAAUCAGUAUGGUCUAUACAGCCGAGUCUAUCAGUUUCUCAAAUACCACCUCUGGGCAGGGGGUAACGCGAUAGUUACAUGUCCAUCCGCGAUGACAGACGGUGCGGCUAAAAUGUUGGCUCGACAACUUGCCAAAGGGCAGUCACUUUCUGAAAUGGAGAGACAGGUAUUCGACGAGGCCUAUCGGCGGUUGGUCUCGAGGGACCCCGAAUUUGCCUGGACCAGUGGACAAUGGAUGACUGAAAGACCUGGGGGGAGUGAUGUUCGGAACACGGAGACGCAGGCGACUCACUCGCCUGCCUUCACGGCUGACGAGAGCCGUCACGACACAGAUGGCCAGCCAUUAGGACCCUGGGAAAUCAACGGGUUCAAAUGGUUCAGCUCCGCGACUGAUUCCCAAAUGUCAGUUCUUCUUGCCAAGAUGCCUGAUGGUACUCUAUCUGCGUUCUAUGCCCCGAUGCGUCGACAAAGCCUGGCGUCGCUGUCCUCCGACAUUUCAUCUCCUGAGACCGACUUAAACGGUGUCCAAAUCCACCGUCUAAAAUCAAAACUGGGCACUCGUGCCUUGCCAACUGCUGAGCUCGUCCUAUCAAAGAUGCGAGCAUACCUCAUCGGGUCUCCGGGAUCUGGAGUCAAGGAAAUCAGCACCAUCCUCAACAUCACCCGUGUGCACAAUACCGUCUCAUCUGUUGGCGGAUGGGGCCGAGGUCUAGCGAUCUCCCGUGCCUUUGCUCGUGUUCGCACAACAAGCGGGAGAUUGCUUAUUGAAACACCAGCUCAUGUCCGGACAAUGGCUCACCAGCAUGUCGAAUACCGCGCAAUGACACAUCUAGCAUUCUUUGCCGUUGUGUUACUCGGUAUCACAGAGAAUGCUUCUAACGCAUCUGCACCCCUCCCCAGUCAUUUAGGGAUUGGUUCCCAAUCUGCAGUUCCCGCUCGUCUUCUUCGUCUCGUCACCCCUCUAGCCAAGGCCGUCACAGCUCGAGCAGCCAUCGCCGGUCUCGCGGAGUGUAUGGAGUCACUAGGUGGAGUAGGGUAUCUGGAAAACGAAGAUCCAGAGCUCAACAUCGCCCGCAUAUACCGAGACUCAAACGUGCUUAGUAUAUGGGAAGGGACCACAAACGUGAUGGCGGAUGAUGUUGUACGGGUUCUCAAGGGUCGUGACGGAAGCAAUGUCCUCAACAGCUUGACGGAAUGGGUGCGCACAAUUGCGAAUCAAGUCGUUAGGGAUAUUUCAAUUACAGAGAUUCUGCUCAAGGCGACUGAUGUUCUGACUGCAUAUAUUCAGUCGGAGUCAGCGGAGAAUCUCAAACUGAAUGGUCGGAUACUUCUCUCUCGGCUGGGCUGGCUUAUUUGUGCUACGUUGCUUGCUGCUGAUGCGGCGAGAGAUGGAAAUGAAGUAGCCCGGGAGGUGAGUCGGAGGUGGAUGGAGAGAAAGGAGAGAGCUCUCUAUGGGUUUGCGGUUAUGGAAGAUGGCAAGGAUGAUGUAUCAAAGGAGAGCGUUGAGUUGGAUCGCAGGAUUGUCUUUGGCGAUUCCCCUCCGACUUUUACCGGCAAAGCGAAGAUUUGA
Molecule: messenger RNA, 1923 nt
Organism: Aspergillus wentii DTO 134E9
Lineage: Eukaryota; Fungi; Ascomycota; Eurotiomycetes; Eurotiales; Aspergillaceae
Product: putative acyl-CoA dehydrogenase
Exons: 2
Coding region: 1-1923 (640 amino acids)
Molecular function (GO): oxidoreductase activity, acting on the CH-CH group of donors
Source: RefSeq, a predicted model, not a curated record